CAAAGCGAUCCCUAAGAACCGGAUGAAGCCGCGGCACUCCUCAAAACUAGAGGUAAAAGCCGUAAUCACUGACCUUCCCCAGAAUAAGAGAAGAGAGAAGAGUCCAGGAGAAACCCUAAAAAUUGUGGAAGCCACUGGCUUGAUAUAAAUCAAUCAUAGACCUCUCGGUUGCUUUUCCCCUUAGUUCCAAUCGAAUAUAGUUGCAAUGUAUGCAAGGAGAUUGAAGUGUAGAAUACAGAAGUGGGAUUCUUUGCGCCUAGAAUUUUGGAAUUUAUCUAGGUUAAGCAGAAGGGGUGUUUCCCAAAGCUCUUAUAGCAGAUGCAGCCCUCAAAUUGAUACUGAUCCACCACUAAGAGACUCUCUUGUUAGAAAGUUCUGCUCACCUGCAAUUUCUCCUUGGAGACAAGAUAUAUUUAGUAGUAGGUAUAGUCCUAGCAUCUCAUAUAAUUGCUGUAGAUUUUACAGCUCUGAGGGUGAUGGAAGUAGUGCCAGUGGCGGCAAACACGUGCCGGUCAAAGGUGCCACUAAUUUUGAUAAGGAGAGUACAAGCAAGGAGGAUACUUUUUCGGAUUCAAAUCGCUGUAAUGAACAUGCUUGGCUCGGGGAACAGGACCAACUUGAUUGGCUUAACUGUGAGAAGUUAUCAAUUGAUAGCAAAAGGAAAGAAUGCCCUUUUCUUACCAAGAGAGAGCGGUUCAAGAAUGAGUUCAUGCGGAGGGUUGUUCCAUGGGAUAAGAUCAAGGUUUCCUGGGAUAAGUUCCCGUAUCAUAUUCGUGAACACACAAAGAACCUAUUGGUUGAAUGUGCUGCUUCGCAUUUGAAACACAAAAACUUUACAUCGUCUUAUGGUGCUCGACUGACCUCUUCGAGUGGAAGGAUAUUGUUACAGGGAUUCCCAGGAACUGAACUCUGUAGAGAAAGAAUAGUGAGAGCUGUUGCUCGGGAUUUGCAGGUCCCUUUGCUGGUCCUUGACAGCAAUGUUCUUGCUCCAUAUGACUUUGGUCAAGAGUGUGCUUCUGAAAGUGACACAGAUGAUGGUCAUGUGGAAUCGGGAGAAGAAUGCACAUCUGAAUCAGAGGCUGAAGAUGGAAAUGAUUUAAGCAAUGAAGAAUGGACAAGCAGUAAUGAAAGCAAAUCAGGUGAAAGCGAUGAUGACGUCGAUGUUCGAGCUUCUGCUGAGGCUCUCAAGAAGCUUGUGCCUUGCAGCCUUGAGGAAUUUGCAAAGAGAGUUGCUGGCGAAGUUGAAAGUUCCUCUACAUCAAAUGAGCCAGAUGCCACUGCAUCACCUGAGCAGUCAAAAAGACCAUUUAAAAAAGGGGAUCGCGUGAAGUAUCUUGGUGCUUCAGUUCAUAUUGAAGUUGAUAAUAGGAUCAUAUUGGGGAAGAUACCAACUUCUGAUGGCUCAACAAAUGCCUUUACAUUUGUUAGUGGCAGGUCUCUGUCUACUGGACAGCGUGGAGAAGUAUACGAGGUCAAUGGUGACCAAGUAGCUGUAAUUCUUGACAAUACUGGGAAUAAAGUGGAGGAAGAAAAUAGUGAAACUACCAAGGAACAAGAUGCAAAACCAUCUAUUUAUUGGAUUGACAUUCAGGAUAUUGUGCAUGAUCUUGAUACUCAGGCAGAAGACUGGUACAUAGCGAUGGAGGCACUUUUUGAGAUUUUACCAUCACUACAACCAGUUAUCAUUUAUUUUCCAGACUGUUCUCAGUGGUUGUCACGGGCAGUUCCCAAGUCCAACCGAAAAGAGUUUAUCAAUGAAGUGAUGGAAAUGUUUGACCAGAUUUCAGGACCUGUUGUUUUGAUCUGUGGACAAAGCAUAGUAGAGUCAGGGUCGAAGGAGAAAGAAAGAUUGACAAUGUUGCUUCCUGGCCUUGGUCGUGUUGCUCGUCUGCCCCUGCCAUUGAAGCGAAUAACUGAGGGUUUGGGAGCAAGUAAAUCAUCAAAAGAAAAAGAUAUAUGCAAACUUUUCAGUAAUGUUAUAUUUAUUCACCCACCUGAGGAAGAGGAACAAAUCAGAAUAUUUAAUAAACAAAUUGAAGAGGACCGAAGAAUUAUCAUAUCAAGGAACAAUCUCAUUGAACUCCAUAAGGUUCUUGGGGAGAAUGAGAUGUUGUGUAUGGAUCUUUUGCAUGUGAAAACUGAUGGUGUAAUCUUGACGAAGCAGAAAGCUGAGAAAGUUGUGGGCUGGGCUAAAAAUCACUACCUAUCCUCUAGUCUUCUUCCCUCCAUUAAGGGUGAUAGGUUGAUGAUACCCUCUGAAAGUUUGGAUAUUGCAAUUGCAAGAUUAAAGGAAGAGGAAUCAAUCUUCAAAAAAUCCUCACAAAUUCUAGCGACUAUUACCAAGGACGAAUUUGAGAAAAACUUUGUCUCAGCGUUAAUUCCUCCAGAUGAAAUAGGUGUAAAAUUUGAUGAUAUUGGUGCCCUUGAAGAUGUGAAGAGGACAUUGAAUGAGCUCGUGUCACUUCCUAUGAGGAGGCCAGAACUCUUUUCACGUGGCAAUCUAUUGCGGCCUUGCAAAGGGGUGUUGCUGUUUGGUCCUCCAGGUACAGGAAAGACACUUCUUGCAAAAGCACUUGCAACAGAAGCUGGAACAAAUUUUAUCAACAUUACAAGUUCCUCACUUACAUCUAAGUGGUUUGGAGAUGCUGAGAAGCUCACUAAGGCUCUUUUCUCAUUUGCCAGCCGGCUUGCCCCUGUGAUUAUAUUUAUUGAUGAGGUUGAUAGUCUGCUUGGAGCUCGAGGUGGUGCUUUUGAACAUGAAGCAACAAGAAGAAUACGCAAUGAGUUUAUGGCAGCUUGGGAUGGAAUGAAGACGAAGGAUAGCCAGAGGAUCCUUGUCCUUGCUGCUACAAAUCGUCCAUUUGACUUAGAUGAUGCUGUAAUACGGCGGUUGCCAAGAAGGAUCUAUGUGGGCCUUCCUGAUGCAGAGAAUCGAAUGAAGAUUCUGAGAGUACUUCUUUCUCAAGAGAAUCUUGAACCUGGCUUUAGAUUCAAUGAACUUGCCAUUGCAACUGAAGGAUAUUCAGGAAGUGAUUUGAAGAAUUUGUGCAUUGCAGCUGCUUAUAGGCCGGUUGAAGAAUUUCUAGAAGAAGAAAGGGAGAGAGGUAGAAGUGACACAAUGCCUUCGCUAAGACCACUGAAGUUGGAUGAUUUUAUUCAAGCAAAAUCCAAGGUGGGUGCUUCCGUAGCUUAUGAUGCCACCAGCAUGAAUGAACUAAGACAAUGGAAUGAUCAAUAUGGGGAGGGUGGGAGCCGAACAAGAUCAACAUUCGGAUUUGGGAAUGCUAGUCACCGACGAUGAAGUAUCUUGUAUUUCUAAAUGAGACACCUCUCUUCACAUUUUCAAAUCCAUGUAAUCGACCAUCAAAGUAUACUACGCAUCUUUUAUAGGCAUGCUAGUUCCUUUUUGGUUCAAUCAUACUAAUUUUAGGAUAGCAGCAUUUCUUUAUUCGGAGUAUCUAUUUGUAAUCUUAAAUUGGUUCGUCUCCUCAACAUAAACGAUAGCAAAUGCCUCUUUUACCCAAUAGGAGGCCUUUUUUCUUGGGUGUUCUAUUCCUGCCCCAAACAUAACCCCUUGAGUCAAAGUUCAGUGUAUUCUCAUGCUGAUUAUUCUUUUAAAAUCAUGACUCCAUUGUGCUGA
Messenger RNA from Musa acuminata subsp. malaccensis (wild Malaysian banana), 3640 nucleotides. RefSeq lists its product as uncharacterized. Gene Ontology annotation, cellular component: mitochondrial outer membrane. Lineage: Eukaryota; Viridiplantae; Streptophyta; Magnoliopsida; Zingiberales; Musaceae. Gene Ontology annotation, molecular function: ATP binding; ATP hydrolysis activity. The record is from RefSeq and is a predicted model, not a curated record.